Sclerotinia sclerotiorum 1980 UF-70 is the source of this 4533-nucleotide messenger RNA. RefSeq lists its product as hypothetical. Gene Ontology annotation, molecular function: fatty acid synthase activity. Gene Ontology annotation, biological process: fatty acid biosynthetic process; secondary metabolite biosynthetic process. The record is from RefSeq and is a predicted model, not a curated record. Bases 1 to 4533 code for a protein of 1510 amino acids. Lineage: Eukaryota; Fungi; Ascomycota; Leotiomycetes; Helotiales; Sclerotiniaceae. The transcript is spliced from 7 exons.
AUGCAAUUACAAGCCAGCUACUCAACAUUUUCCGCUAUUCGGAUUGCCGAUUUCGGUUGCAUGUUCAUAAUACUUGGAACAGAUGUCAACACUAAGGAACAGUUCGUGACUCUUUCAGCAAGUAAUACCCACUUUUCAUGCCCAUGGGAAAAUGUUUCAGUUCCUGUGAUAUUGAUUUCUGGUUCAGAGGCUACGUUUGUAAUGCUUGUUGCUUUUCAUCUGCUCGUUUCAAGUACGAUCAAAUCUUUGGCCAAAGGAAAUAGUAUUGUUGUCUUUGAGCCAAAUCCCACCUUUGCUGCAAUUUUAUCGAAAGAAGCGGCUCGCAAGAAUUUGAAUGUUGUGUUUAUUACGAGUGGCAUUGUACCUAGCGAUUCUUCCUGGCUGGAGAUCCAAUAUGCCACACCAGAGCAAGCUAUACGUCGUUUGCUUCCCAACAGAGUUUCUAUCUACCUAGAUUUCUCCACCGGUUUCAAGAGUAGAUCGGUCGGGCAGCGAAUCCGCUCUCAGUUGCCGCUGCAUUCCAAAUACGAAAACGUCGAUACAAUGUUUGGUCGAGAUUCAUGGACUCCUCUUGGGUUUGAAGUUGAUGAUAUUUGUAGCCAGCUGCAAGAUGCUGCUGUUCAUGCUAAAGACACUCUGAUUGAGAGUAAUAUAGAAGCAAAAUUUCAGCUUCCUGCUAUAAUAUCAAGCGAUAUUAUAGGUCCUGACAGCAUAUUGGCACCACUGUCAAUUGUGAGAUGGGUGAUUGAAUCUGAAUUUUCGGUCCGAGUGCAGCCAGUAGAUUCAUUGCCACUGUUUUCCGAGUCGAAGACCUAUUGGCUAGCAGGUCUUAGUGGAGGACUAGGACUAUCACUUUGCGAGUGGAUGGCUCAUCAUGGAGCUAAACAUAUUGUUAUUUCAAGCCGAGCGCCUAAUAUUCAAAAUUCCUGGCUAGAAAUGAUGAAUACCGCGGGUGUUACCAUAAAAUUAUUUUCAUGCGACAACACUAAUAAGGACGAGGUAACAAAUCUUGACGCCUUUAUAUGCUCCAAUCUUCCUCCAAUUGCUGGUAUCGCUCAGGGAGCAAUGGUCUUACAGGACACGGCUUUGAGUGACAUGACUUUUGACGUGCUGUCUAAAGUCACCCGACCGAAGGUUGAAGGAAGUAUUCAUCUUAACAAUCUAUUUCAAGAAGACACACUCGACUUUUUCGUCUUCUUCUCGUCAUUUUCGGCUGUGGUUGGAAGCCCUGGACAAGCAAAUUACUCAGCGGGUAACCUUUUCAUGACUAGCCUCGCUGAGCAGCGGCGUCGGCGUGGCCUAGCUGGUUCGGUUAUCAACAUUGGUCCUAUUCUUGGAGUUGGCUAUAUUGCACAGCAGAAAAUCGCUGCUAAAGCUAUAGAUGCACGAUCUUGCGAAUAUAUACCAUUAUCAGAGCGCGAUUUUCAUCAGCUGCUCGCAGAGGCAGUGAAAUCAGGACGUCCCAAUUCUGGACGAGAAAUUGAUAUUACAGCUGGAGCUAGAAUGGUCAGUCACCAAGAUAAAGAGCAACCUGGUUGGGCACUUAAUCCGAUAAUGAGCCACUACGUCUUGAACGAUGAGCCAGGAGCCACCGAAAUCCGCAGUUGGUUCAUUAAGACUUUCGAAGUCAACAUUCCGGUGCUACAAAUUCUUAGUGGUGCUGCAGUAGGCGAAUUGAUCUCUAUAGCGACAGACAAAAUUUCUUCAUCCCUGGUUCUAAAUAUGCAGGCAGAAAUUUCCAGCGUAGCGAUCCAAGAUGCUUCAGAGUUCCAGAUGAUUGACUCAGUAGUGAAGCGGGUACAUAAUGAUGAGGACUCUGCAGCGACCCACAGUCCCGCUGUAUCCAUAUUUGAAGACCAGCUUUCUUCCGCCUCAUCGGCCAACUCACCAAGGGUAGAUUCCAGUAUUGAGCCCUCUAAUUUUGACAUCCCAGAGCCCACCUUGCUGAAAUCGGUGAGGCUCUCUCUUAGCCAAGAAAUGUUUUGGUUUGUAUUCUCUCUUCUACAAGACAAAACAAGCCUCAACCACAGCGCUUCAUUCCGAUUGAACGGUGACCUUCAUAUAGAAGAUCUCAAGCUGGCAGUUUAUGCGAUAGGCAGACAGCACGAGACUAUCAGGACUUGCUUCUUCGAGGAUAACAAUAAACCGAUGCAAGGAAUCAUGAAAUCGAGUAAUCUUCAUCUUGAACAGAGACACAUAUCAGAUUUAGGAGAUGUCGAGCUGAUCAGAGACCAAUUACAUAACUAUGUUUUUGAUCUAAAACGUGGCGACACAAUCCGCAUCCAACUUUUAUCGUUUUUGCCGACUAUCCAAGCAGUCUGCCGUCGUUAUAGAGUUACAGCAUUUCACUUCUAUCUCGCCGUUUUUAGGGCCUUGUUAUCGCGAUAUACCGACGCUGAAGAUGUCUCCAUAGGUAUCGGUGACGCCAACCGCCUCGAGAAAGAGACCAUGGGUAGUAUUGGCAUGUUUCUGAAUCUGCUACCUCUUCGAUUCCGCACGUCAACAUCAUCUCAUUUCUCUAUGAUUCUCGAAGAGACACGCUCCAAGGUGUAUACUGCGCUUGCAAAUUCACGCGCACCAUUUCAGGUCCUGCUAAAUGAGCUAAACGCGCCGCGCUCGUCGGCAUAUACCCCCAUAUUCCAGUGUUUUGUUAAUUAUCGACAAGGUCAGAAGGAAAAAACUCUCUGGGCUGGCUGUGAGCUCGAGAUGUUGUCAUUUUGCGCUUCCAGAUCGGCCUAUGAUCUUGCCCUGGAUAUCAUCGACAAUGCAGAUGGUGAGACUCUGCUUAUGUUCUCGGGGCGAAAAGAUCUCUACGAUGGAUAUGCAAUGCAGACCCUCAUGGGUAGCUACAGGGAAUUAGUGAAGUCUUUCGCUUAUGACCCCGAAGUUCUUUUAAGUCAGCCUUCACUCUUCAAGGCAGUAGAGAUUGACAAGGCCAUGAAAUUCGGUCGAGGUCCCGCACAUACCUCUGCAUGGCCUGAGACUAUCGUCCAUAGAAUCGAUGAUCUUACAAUGUUAAAUCCACAAGAUCCUGCCGUAUCUUUUGAAAACGGCGCUGCUAUCACAUAUUCGUCUUUGCUAGAUCACUCGAAUUCAAUUGCGGUGGCAUUGCAGUCUGCUAAUGUUACCGCGGGCGAUAUUGUAGCGACUCUACAGGAGCCUACUGCUGCGUGGAUUGCAUCUAUUCUAGGUAUCUUACGCAUUGGAGCAGUAUAUCUGCCACUAGACCUAUCCAUGUCGUGGGACCGCUCAGUUACUAUCGUGCAAGAUUGCAGACCAACUAUUGUCCUUGUAGACAACGAUACCGAGGAGCAUUGGUACAAACUAUGCAGACCUGAAAUAGGGAUUAUAAAUGCACAGAAACUUGAAUUAGGAAAGCCCCAUGUCGACAUUUCUGCUUCAUCCGACAAUGCAGCCAUGAUUCUCUAUACGAGUGGAUCUACUGCGGAAGCCUCCGAGUCUCUUUUAAAUUGGGACAAAGAAACAGCAUUGCCACCAUCUUUAAAGAAGCUGGCAGUUAGCGACAUUCAGAUAGCUCAGCCUACUGAGUCCGACAAAGUAAUCGUGCUGACUGGGGCAAGUGGAUUCCUGGGCCAGGCACUUCUAGCCUCCCUAGAUUCAGAUACACGAGUCAAAAAUAUUCAUUGCAUUGCGGUUCGUAAAGCAAUUAGCCAAGAAUCUAUCCCACGUUUUGCCAAGGCCGUGAUUCACCAAGGAGAUUUGAAUCUUCCGCGUCUCGGGCUUUCGGAGCAUAGUGCGCAGGCAAUAUUUUCCUGCGCCACUGUGGUCAUCCACAACGGUGCUGAUGUCUCGUAUCUGAAGGGGUACUCAUCCCUUCGAAUUGCAAACCUGCAGUCUACCAAAGAGCUUGCGGCUCUUUGUCUUCCGCGAUUAAUCCCUUUCCAUUAUGUUUCUACUGCAGGAGUGGCCAUGUUUGCAACAGGCGCUCUCGGUCCCGACAAUCAGUUUGCUACGGCUUCAGCUGCCUUUUAUCCGCCACCUCUCAACCUCUCACUUUCCGAAUCCGGCCACAAUUACAUAGCCAUGACAGCUUCUAAAUGGGCCAGUGAGCAAUUUCUUGAGCGUAUGGUGAUGGAAAAAUUCCCCGCGUGGCCUAUUUGUAUCCACCGACCUAGUUUGAUCGAGCGAAAAGAUGAAUCUGGUGCUGGGCUCGACAUUGUGAGCAAUUUGCGUUAUUAUACACAACAGUUACAUGCUGCACCAGUUAUCAAUAUCGGUAUUUCCGUACGUGGGAUCUUGCAAGCUGCACUUGAUGAACCUAAUAUUGAGGGUUUUUCAAGUGCUAGUAAGACUCGUUUCUUACAUCAUCUGGGCGAUGUGUCACUUCCUUUGGGUGAUAUACGAUCAUGGGUGGCUCAAGAUGGGGAUAGAGGUACGGCUGUAAUGAUUGAGGAGUUGCCUAUUGAUGAAUGGACAAGGAAAGCUGGCGAGUGUGGCAUGAAUAAGAUGGUUAUUACACUGCUUGAGAGCUUAAUUGGUGGAACUGAUGUUGUAUUUCCGGAAUAUGACUAG